GGGAGACUCGUAACCUCCUAUACUAAAGCCACUAUAGCAUACUUCCGAUAUGGCCAAGCUUCUCGCAAACAAGAUUGUGGUCAUCACGGGCAGCAGUCAGGGUAUAGGCCGAGCCACCGCGAUCGCUGCUGCCAAUCAUGGGGCUGACUUGGUCCUGCACCACUUGGGUAAAGAAACCGAACGCGAUAUCAUGAAAGUACGGGAAGCGGUCGAAGCAGCCGGUCGUCGUGCCAUCACGGUUGCCGGCGAUAUCUCCCAAGUGCGGACCUCUGCCUCGAUCGUUGAGGAGGCUGUAAAGGCAUACGGAAGGGUAAAUGUAUUGGUUUCAAACGCAGGCAUCUGUCCUUUCCACACCUUCCUGGACAUGCCGGACGACCUCUUCCUCAAGACACAACAAGUCAACUUCCACGGGUCCUUCUUUAUCACGAGAGCUAUCGCCAAUCAGAUGGCCAAGCAAGAGGGAGAACACCGAGGUGGAGCGAUCGUCGCCAUCUCCAGUAUCUCGGCCUUUUUCGGAGGGAUACAACAAACGCAUUACACCCCUACGAAAGCGGCGAUUAAGAGCUUGAUGGAGUCGACAUCGCUGGCACUCGCACCGCAUGGUAUCAGGUGCAAUUCCAUCCUUCCAGGAACCAUCGAGACUCCCAUCAACGAGGACGAUCUUCAAGGCCCGAAACGCAAGAUGAUGGAAGAGAGGAUCCCUCUCGGAAGAUUUGGUCGACCAGAAGACAUUGCCGAACCAGUCUGCUUCAUGGCCUCUGAUAUGGCCAAAUAUAUCACCGGUGCUUCCUUGCUCGUUGAUGGUGGUGCGGCUGUCAGCUUGCAAUGAUAUUCUGUCUGACAUUGCUUAAUUCAAUGGUAGCCUCACAACCAGCA
Molecule: messenger RNA, 876 nt
Organism: Filobasidium floriforme
Lineage: Eukaryota; Fungi; Basidiomycota; Tremellomycetes; Filobasidiales; Filobasidiaceae
Product: putative glucose 1-dehydrogenase
Exons: 5
Coding region: 50-829 (259 amino acids)
Molecular function (GO): oxidoreductase activity, acting on the CH-OH group of donors, NAD or NADP as acceptor
Source: RefSeq, a predicted model, not a curated record